This is a messenger RNA of Rubroshorea leprosula, 2240 nucleotides long. Lineage: Eukaryota; Viridiplantae; Streptophyta; Magnoliopsida; Malvales; Dipterocarpaceae. The record is from the annotation of a GenBank genome assembly.
CUCAUUGCCUUUAUCAAUAAUCAAUUUAAUCGUUGUUCAGCUUCCCUCACUCCUCACCUCUCACCAUUAGCCAGUUUUCAUCUCUCUUCCCUAUGCUGCAAAUUUUGGUUGCUUAAUCAGUAGAUAUAUCAUAGCCUUUUUGUUUUGUAUGUAACAGAGGAAAGUGGGGUUUAUAGAUGAAGACAUGGUGUGCAUGAAACUAGGAUCCAAAUCUGAGGUGUUUCACCUUCAGAGGCAAAGCUGGGUGUGUUCAACUGGUCUGCCCAGCGAUGUCAUUGUUGAAGUGGGAGAUUUUUCCUUCCAUCUCCAUAAGUUUCCCCUGAUGUUGAGGAGUAGAGUUUUAGAAAUUCUCAUAAGUGAGGAUGAGAAAAAGUGUGUUUUGCAUCUUCAUGACAUACCUGGUGGAGCCAAAACCUUUCUGCUGGUAGUGAAAUUCUGUUAUGGUGUCAAACUAGAGCUCACUGCAUUAAAUGUAGUCAGUCUACGGUGUGCUGCUGAUUAUCUUCAAAUGAGUGAAGAAUAUGGAGAGGGAAAUCUCAUUGCACAAACAGAAAAUUUUCUCAGUGAGAUAUAUGGUAGCUGGACAGAUUCUAUUAAAGCCCUUGAGACCUGUGAAGAGGUUUUACCACACGCAGAAGAACUUCAUAUUGUUUCGCGAUGCAUCAAUUGCUUAGCAACGAAGGCUUGUGCAGAUUCGAGUUUGUUCAGUUGGCCCAUGUCAGGAAGUGGUGCUGAACAAAAUCCAGAUGGUAUUGUGUUAUGGAAUGGAAUACGUGUAGCAACUAAUUCAAAGCCUGUGAGUGAUGAUUGGUGGUAUGAGGAUCUGUCCUUCCUUGGAUUAUCUCUGUAUAAGAGCUUCAUUCUAGCUGUUGAAUCAAGAGGCAUAAGGCCAGAGAGGAUUGCAGGGUCUCUCAUCCACUAUGCAAAAAGGCAUCUUCCCUUGGGUAGGGAAUCAGUCGUCCAGAAUGGGAGCCAUGCUGCUACCGCAUCAAUCCUUUCUGCCCCAUCUGAUACGUAUCAAAGGAAUCUCCUUGAAGAAAUAGUAUGGUUAUUGCCUAAUCAAAAGGGUGUCACCCCAACUAAGUUUUUGCUGAGGCUUCUACGGACAUCCAUGAUUUUACAUGCUAGUCCAUCAUGUCGAGAGAAUCUGGAAAGAACGAUUGGAGCUCAGUUGGAUCAAGCAGCUUUGGAAGAUCUUGUGAUUCCAAAUAUGGGAUACUCAGUGGAGACCCUUUAUGAUAUAGACUGUGUUCAACGGAUUGUAGAUCACUUCAUUCUGGUAGAUCAUGAAGAAAUUGAAUAUGGUUCUAAUUGUAUGGAUGAUGAGAGGCAGUUAAUGGGAGUUUCCCAUUCACUGAGCCCAAUGACAGUGGUUGCGAAUCUGGUGGACGGUUAUCUAGCUGAGGUAGCACCAGAUGUUAACUUGAAGUUAACAAAAUUUCAGUCACUUGCUGCUGUUAUUCCUGAUUAUGCCAGAUCAUUAGAUGAUGGAAUUUAUCGUGCAAUUGAUAUAUACCUCAAGGCACAUCCCUGGCUAACAGACUCCGAGAGAGAACAACUCUGCCGGCUCAUGAACUGUCAGAAGCUAUCUUUAGAAGCCAGCACCCACGCAGCCCAGAAUGAGAGGCUACCACUGCGAUUUAUAGUCCAAGUUCUGUUCUUUGAACAACUUAGGCUCCGCACCUCAGUUGGUGGUUGGUUCUUUGCCUCUGAUAACCUUGAACACUCGCGGAAUCCAAGUGGGAAUCUUGCCAUCACCAGAAACGAUAUUCCUUCGCACUCAGGCACCAUGGAAAACCAUAUUGUGACAGUUGAUGAGAUGAAGGAGCGUGUAUUUGAGCUGGAAAAGGAGUGUUUGAGCAUGAAAAAGGAAAUUGAAAAGCUUGUGAAGACAAAGGGAGGUUGGAAUACUUUCUCGAAAAGGUUUGGAUUUAGAUCGAGGUCGUCUGAUCCUAAAACACCAAGGUCCUCCGAUCUAAGGACAUCAGAAGAUUCAGACCUCCAUGAUCCCAAAGCUUCAUCUACAACACCAGCGCCAUUGAUGAAUGGAAGAGAAAAUGGCUAAGGCGGGAAAUCAGGAGAACUAGUUUUAAAACCAAAUUAGAAACAGAGUGUUUUUGGCUUAACAUCUUACCUCCUGGUACACUUCCAAAGUUUGGUUUCUUUGUUUUUGGUUUAGUUAAUUAGUUUAUGUUUUUGGCCUUCGUUUGGUUAAUGAGUUAUAAAAAGUGGUAAUUUUG